CCUCCCCUUCCCCCACUCAGGCCCCAGCCCGGCCUCAGGUCGGGCGCCGCCACCGCCCCUGUUUUGUUUCCAUGGCGACAGGAGGCGCGGGGCCGGCUCCAAACAUAACGCGCUGUGGAAAACAUGCGGCUCGGAGGACCGCCCCGCAGCCCCCGCUCGGGGCAGAGACCCAUGGGGACCCGAGGCUGCCCAGGCCACGUGCAGUUUGGCAAGUGCCCGGAGCCGGCCCGGCCGCACAAGACCCCCUCUCCAAGGCUUGCCGCGUCUUCCUCGGCUCGCUCGAGGCCCAGCGACUCUCCAAGGCGCGCCUGCGGGUGCCGUCUGGGGACGAGCCCGCGGCCGCGCUCCCCAGAAGGCCGCAGCCCCACCUCCUGGAGCCCCGCCGCUUCUCAGACCGCGGGAAAGCGCGCCUCCCCAGAGGCCUCCCCAGGUCCCCAACCCCCGCUGGCCCGACGGGUGGCGGCGGGGGGCGGGUCCUGGUGUUGUGGGGGGGAACUAGCCCAAACGUAUGAGGAGGUGCUUCCGGGUCAGAGAGCGAGCAAGAUGGCGGCGCCCAUGGAGUUGUUCUGCUGGUCCGGGGGCUGGGGGCUGCCGUCAGUGGACCUGGACAGUCUGGCUGUGCUGACCUAUGCCAGAUUUACUGGUGCUCCACUCAAGGUACACAAGAUCAGCAAUGCCUGGCAGAGUCCUUCAGGAACUCUGCCUGCCCUUCGAACCAGUCAUGGAGAGGUCAUCUCAGUACCACACAAGAUCAUCACCCAUCUUCGAAAAGAGAAGUAUAAUGCUGAUUAUGAUCUGUCAGCCCGGCAAGGAGCAGAUACCCUGGCCUUCAUGUCUUUGCUGGAGGAAAAACUACUCCCUGUGCUAAUACAUACUUUUUGGAUAGACACUAGGAACUAUAUAGAAGUGACCCGGAAAUGGUACGCAGAGGCUAUGCCCUUUCCCCUCAACUUCUUCCUGCCUGGCCGCAUGCGGCGACAGUACACGGAGCGGCUGCAGCUACUGUGUGGAGAGCAUAAGCCCGAGAAUACGGAAGAACUAGAGAAGGAGCUCUAUCAAGAGGCUCGGGAAUGCCUAACCCUUCUUUCUCAACGCCUGGGCUCUCAGAAGUUCUUCUUCGGAGAUGCCCCUGCCUCCCUGGAUGCCUUUGUUUUUAGUUACUUGGCCCUGCUGCUACAGGCCAAGCUGCCCAGUGGGAAGCUGCAGACUCACCUGCGAGGGCUGCACAACCUCUGUGUUUACUGCACCCACAUCCUCAGCCUCUACUUUCCCUGGGAUGGAGCUGAAGUGCCACCCCCACGCCAGACACCAGCAGGCCCUGAGACGGAGGAGGAGCCAUACCGGCGUCGGAACCAGAUUCUAUCAGUGUUGGCAGGGCUUGCUGCCAUGGUGGGCUAUGCCCUGCUCAAUGGCAUCGUUUCUAUCCAGCGGGCAACACCUGCUCGGGCCCCCAGCACGCGGGCCCUGGGCAUGGCUGAGGAGGAGGAGGAAUGAUGUACGCUCAUUCUCUCAGGACUCAUUUUUCUACUGUCAUGCAUUCCAGAUGCCCCUUUGCCUCCCCAGUUUUAGGGUAGCCGGAAAUGGGGUGCUAUCCCCAAAAUAAAGCUGCUCACACUGA
Molecule: messenger RNA, 1618 nt
Organism: Nannospalax galili (Upper Galilee mountains blind mole rat)
Lineage: Eukaryota; Metazoa; Chordata; Mammalia; Rodentia; Spalacidae
Gene: Mtx1
Product: metaxin 1
Biological process (GO): mitochondrion organization
Cellular component (GO): SAM complex
Source: RefSeq, a predicted model, not a curated record